GAUUGAAUGUGACGUCAGAGCAAAACUACCCAACAUGCACCGCCAUCCCGGUAGCUGUGCAGAGUCCGCCUGGCUGAUCUCGAUCACGUCUAGUGCGUUUUUAGGAUUAUUUAUCUUCCUGAACGCGCGCGCGAUGCUUGUCUUCAUGUAGAGGCUCGUUUAUGAUGCAGUGUUUGUAACUUUAAACAGACUGACGUCACGUUUUGGCCUCACUUUGUGUGCUAACGUUAGCAUAACAGUCUGUUUUCCUGGUUUGCUAAUAAAGUUUUGUUUGAAGAUGGACCGGUUUGUAGUUCGGCUUCCUAAGAAUGAAGCGCGAAAACAGCCGAAGAUCAAGGAGAAACGUUACAGGCAGACCACCAUCGAGUCUCUACGGAGGGUGGUUGUGGUUGAGGACAUCAUGCGCUACAAGGCAACGCUCGAACUUCCCGCUCAGACGAAGGAGAACCUGCUGACAGUCCUGACGGAGCUGAGCAAGAAGAUGCCGUCCAGGGAGGUUCUGAGGUCCACCAGGAUAGGUCACGUGGUCAACCGGCUGCGGCGGCACCAGGAUCCCGAGGUGAGCUCUGCGGCUGCGCGGCUUUACUCCGACUGGAGGACUUUCAUCCAGGAGAACUCCAACAAGCCCUGCAUCGAAGUCCGCUCCGACCGGCAAUCUGAGGGGCUGAGGAGCAGCGCCAGGAGGCUGCUGUCCGCCGCCCUGCAGGAGGACUCCGGACUGAGCGACAGCAUUGAGCGGGAAGUGUUUCACCAGGGCUCCCGCCUGGUGAGCGCCUCCUACAGACGGACGGUUCGAGCGCUGGUCUUUGCCUUCAAGCACAACUCCCAGGUUGUGACGCAGGUGAAGAACGGAGACCUGUCAGUCAAUCACCUGGUGUCCAAUUAUAAAAAAUAAGGUGUUUGUCUGAGCCUCAGGCCGUGCACAGAUGAUUUAAGUAACCUGUAUUUAUUUUUUUUGUGGUAGUUGAUGUCGGCGUUCUCUCUGAUGCUGGUGAUAACCGUGUCAUGCCACCAUCAGAGCCGCUCAGGUUGAUUUUUCUGACAAAUCCUCCAUUUGUGCUUCAGGCAGCAAAUUUACCGUGGAUGUGAGAGGACCCCCUCUUUCAGAAAAGCACGUUAGCCACAAGAGAACUGCAAAAUGUUUUAAUAGUUUUUUGUGGCUAAGGUGUGUUUCUGAAAAAGGAUCUACUUUAAUCCACGGUAAAUUUGCUGCCUAAAGCACAAAUGCAGGAUUAUUUUAAUAACUGACACCACUAUAAAUCCUCAUGGAUCCUUCCUCCAAACUGAGAUUCUAGUUUUUUAUUCGACACACCUUAAACGUUCAGGACACGGGUCUCCAUUCAGAACGUAUGGAUGAGAAGAGGAACGGUGUGGAAGCUGCUGUUGGUCGGUUUUCUCGUGUUAACAUAGUUCGUUGGUCCAGCAGAACUCUGCUGACUGCUUUGCUCAAGUUUUUAUUUUUUCAAACCUUUAGAAAAUGUUUUUCAAUUCAUAGAAUAUUUGUCAUGAAUUUGCUGCUGACAUGAACAUCUUCUGGAAAUGUUUCUGUAUUUUUACUGUUACAUUUGUGUUUGUGUCAAAAGUUGAGUAAAGAAAUUCCCAGAAAAAUUCAA
Molecule: messenger RNA, 1613 nt
Organism: Oryzias latipes (Japanese medaka)
Lineage: Eukaryota; Metazoa; Chordata; Actinopteri; Beloniformes; Adrianichthyidae
Gene: tceanc2
Product: transcription elongation factor A (SII) N-terminal and central domain containing 2
Biological process (GO): DNA-templated transcription
Cellular component (GO): nucleus
Source: RefSeq, a predicted model, not a curated record